Messenger RNA from Raphanus sativus (radish), 914 nucleotides. RefSeq names its product glutathione S-transferase U4. Gene Ontology annotation, molecular function: glutathione transferase activity. The record is from RefSeq and is a predicted model, not a curated record. Gene Ontology annotation, biological process: glutathione metabolic process. Gene Ontology annotation, cellular component: cytoplasm. The transcript has 2 exons. NCBI's taxonomy places the organism in Eukaryota, Viridiplantae, Streptophyta, Magnoliopsida, Brassicales, Brassicaceae. Bases 70 to 741 code for a protein of 223 amino acids.
GAACCAAGACUCAUCACGAGAACAAAAUUAGAUAAAUUAAUCAAAAAAUAAGGAAGCAAGUGAGAUCCAAUGGCGAAGAGAGAAGAGGAUGUGAAGCUUCUAGGCUUUUGGGCAAGCCCUUUCAGUCGCAGAGUCGAAAUGGCUCUCAAACUUAAAGGCGUGCCUUAUGAGUACUUGGAGCAAGACUUGAUGAACAAGAGCCCUGUGCUUCUUGAGCUAAAUCCGGUUUACAAGAAGGUUCCGGUUCUUGUCCACAAAGGUAAAAUAUUGCUCGAGUCACAGCUGAUCCUCGAAUACAUCGACCAAACAUGGACAAACAAUCCAAUUCUUCCUCGAGAUCCUUACGAAAAAGCUAUGGCUUUAUUCUGGGCCAAGGUUGUUGAUGAACAGGUCAAAAUAAGGUUCAGCACUCUGGUGAAAGCAGAGAAGGGAGUAGAGGUUGCAAUUGAGGAGGCCCGAGAACUCCUUACGUUUCUUGAGAAGGAAAUCACCGGAAAAUAUUUAUUCGGUGGCAAGACAAUUGGAUUUUUGGACAUGGUCGCUGGAAGCAUGAUUCCGUUUUGUUUGGCUCGGGGUUGGGAAGGUAUGGGAAUUGAUAUGAUUCCAGAGGAAAAAUUUCCUGAACUUAACAGAUGGAUCAAGAAUCUUCAAGACUUUGAGAUCGUGACGGAAUGCAUUCCUCCUAGAGAGAAACAAAUUGAGCAUAUGAAGAAAGUUGCAGUGCGUAUCAAAUCGGCAUAAGAGAUUAACUAUCAUAGUUUUUGGUCUGGAGUUGUUAACUAUAUUUUCCGUAGAACUGUUUGAACAAUCUAUUAAAUAAAGAUCAAUGAUACCUGCAUCAGUAAUGCUAAUAUUUUGUAUGAAAUCUAGAUAUCUCUUUACUAUUUUUAAUGAGGAAAAUGUUUGAUAAUGCA